AUGAUUAGCCUUCCAGAAGAUCCACAUAUUAGAACUUAUGAUGAGAUUCUGCGUCAUUUUAAUGUUGAUGUAGAUGUAGGUUUAUCACUUGGCCAAAUAGAUCAAUAUACUAAAUAUUUUGGGAGGAAUGCUUUAGAUGAACAAGAAAAGAUAUCAAUAUGGAAUUUGAUAUUAGCUCAGUUCAAUGAUUUACUUGUUAAGAUCUUGCUAGGUGCGGCUCUGAUGUCUUUUAUAUUUGCUACAAUGGGUAAUAACCACAUGGAGGAAGGGAUAUCGUCUUUUAUUGAGCCAAUUGUAAUAUUAUGUAUUUUAAUAAUAAAUGCUUUUGUUGGGGUGUGGCAGGAAUCUAAUGCUGAGAAUGCUUUGGAAGCAUUAAAGAGACUACAACCAGAACUAGCUGAAGUAUUGAGGUGUGGAAUUUGGAGUGAAAUACCUGCAGAGGAACUAGUUCCUGGAGAUAUUGUAAGGGUUAGAGUAGGUGAUAGGAUUCCUGCAGACUUACGUAUUAUUAAGCUAUUAACAACUUCUUUAAGAGUUGAACAAAGUCAAUUAACUGGAGAAUCAUCGGGUGUACUAAAAACAGCUGAUUCAUUAGAUAUGAGCAAACGAUAUAUUGAAAUUCAAGCAAAAAAUAAUAUGCUUUACUCAUCUACAACUAUAGUCCAUGGAUCUUGUGUAGCUUGUGUUGUUUCUACAGGUAUGAAGACUGAAAUAGGAGCAAUUCAGUCUGCAGUACAGAAAGCAGCUGAGAAUACAGAGGAUACUCCACUGAGUAAGAAAGUUAACGAAUUUGGCGAGAUGUUGAGUAAGGUUAUUGCAGUUAUUUGUAUUAUUGUGUGGGUUAUUAAUUGUCGAAAUUUUAAGGAUCCAGCUCAUGGUUCAGUAAUUAAUGGAGCUAUUUACUAUUUUAAAAUAGCUGUAGCGUUGGCUGUUGCUGCUAUUCCUGAAGGUCUACCAGCAGUAAUAACUACUUGUUUAGCUUUAGGAACACGUAAGAUGGCUCAAAGAAAUGCAAUAGUACGUCGUUUACCUUCUGUGGAGACAUUAGGAUGCACUACUGUUAUAUGUAGUGAUAAGACAGGGACUUUAACAACUUCUGAGAUGUGUUGUGUUCGAUUUUUCAUUCCAAAAAAUUCUAUGGAAGUUUCAAAAUACUCAGUAGAAGGCCAUUCAUAUUCUCCUAUAGGUAACAUCUAUAAAUUUGAAUCAAGUAAUAGCUCCAUUAGAUUUAAACAUAUUACUGCUCAAGAUGCUAGCUUGCAAUGGCUUGCCAAAUGUUUAUCACUUUGUAAUGCUUCUCAGCUAACUGUAGAUAAUGGUUGCAAAUUUAAAAUUCAAGGGGAACCCACUGAAGGUGCUUUACGAGUUUUAGUUGAGAAGUUGGGUUGUACAGAUGAAAAGCUUAAUAAAAGAUAUUUAAAUGAAUUGGGAGCUAGGGCUUCACAUACUGCAAAUAUAUUCAGUAACUUUUGGUGUGAAGGUGUUAAACUUAUUACUACUUUAGAGUUUCACCGAGAUAGAAAGUCAAUGAGUGUAUUGUGCCGUGAUACAGAAGAUACUACAACUCAUAUUCCCAUUAAAACAUAUAUAUCUAAUAACCUGAUUAGUUCAUCAAAGAGCUUCUCAAAAUCUAAUAUUCUAUAUGUAAAGGGAGCCCCUGAAAGUAUUUUAGAACGUUGUACCACAUUCAUGAUGCCAGAUGGUACUGUGGAAACUAUUACAGAGGAUUAUAAGAAUAUAAUAUUGGAAGAAGUUGGCAAUAUGGCUAAUGAUGCCUUGAGAACAUUAGCAGCAGCCAUCAGAUUUGAUGGUUUAGGACCUUUAAGUGAAUAUUUAGGUCAAGCUAAGUUUCAAGGAGCAGAAUUACUUAGUGAUCCAUCUAGAUUUGUGGAAAUUGAACAACAAUUAUGCUUUUUAGGUGUAGUGGGAAUUUUUGAUCCACCUCGUCCUGGUGUUAAGAAUGCAAUCUUACGCUGUCAGAAAGCUGGGAUUCGUGUAUUUAUGAUUACAGGAGAUAACAGGAAUACUGCUGAAGCAAUUGCUUCAUCAAUUGGAAUUUUACAAGGUUCUAAAUAUUCUUGGAAUGUCUCACACUUAGCAGAAUAUGAUAAUCAAGAGAAAUCUAGUAUGUUAAAACCUUUGAUGAUUGAAGAAUCAGAUGAAAAAAAAAGUCGAGAUGUUUCUAAUGGAAGAUUUAAUUUUAUGAGAUUAAAUAGUGAGCCUUUUAAUAGUCAAUUUACGAGAUGUUGUUCACUAACCGGUCGGGAAUUUGAAGAAUUACCUGACAAUAUUAAACUAUCUAUUUUACGUGAAUCUUUUGGAGUUGUUUUUAGUAGAACUGAACCUAAACACAAACAGGUCAUUGUAAAAUUACUUAGUGAAUUAGGUGAAAUUACUGCAAUGACAGGAGAUGGAGUGAAUGAUGCACCUGCUCUUAAACAAGCCGAUAUUGGAAUUUCAAUGGGAAUAACAGGUACAGAUGUAGCUAAAGAAGCAAGUGAUAUGAUUUUAGCAGAUGAUAAUUUUGAAACUAUUGUAGCAGCUAUAGAACAGGGAAGAUCAAUUUAUAUGAAUAUGAAGGCUUUUAUUAGAUAUCUUAUCUCAUCUAAUAUUGGUGAAGUUGCUUCUAUCUUCUUAACUGCUGCAUUAGGUAUUCCAGAGGGUUUGGCUCCUGUUCAAUUAUUAUGGGUUAAUUUGGUAACUGAUGGAUUUCCAGCAACGGCAUUAGGGUUUAAUCCUCCUGAUCCUCGUGUUAUGAGACGACCUCCUAGAAGAAAAGAUGAUAGUCUAAUUUCAGCCUGGGUUUUCAUCAGAUUUCUUAUUAUUGGUCUUUAUGUAGGUAUUGCUACAGUUGGAAUUUUUAUUUGGUGGUAUGUUUGGGGUAUAGACCCAACAGAUGGAAAUACUUUAGUCACUUUCGAACAGCUUAGAUCUUGGGCUAAAUGUAAUACGUGGCAAAAUUUUAUUUCUAAUCCUGUAUAUGGAUCUACAAUAUCUGAACCUUGUAGUUAUUUUACAACUGGAAAGAAAAAGGCUAGUACUUUAUCACUAACAGUUCUUGUUGUAAUUGAAAUGUUAAAUGCUCUAAAUGCUCUUAGUGAGGAUAACUCACUUCUUCAAGUACCACCCUGGGCAAACCCCUUGUUAUUCAUUGCUAUUAUUUUAUCUAUUAUGGUACAUCUGGUCAUUCUAUAUAUUCCACCAAUUGCAGCAAUAUUCAAUGUUGUACCAUUAUCUUUUACAGAUUGGAAGGCUGUUAUUUGGUGUUCUAUACCUGUCAUCAUUAUUGAUGAAAUUUUAAAAGCUAUUUCCAGAGGUUAUCAUAGAGUUAUUGAUUUCCAAAUGGAUAAUGUAAAUGACUUAGAUGUUUCUAAGAGUCAUUCACCUGUCAAAAAAAUUCAAUGA
Messenger RNA from Cryptosporidium muris RN66, 3405 nucleotides. RefSeq names its product calcium-translocating P-type ATPase, SERCA-type family protein. Lineage: Eukaryota; Apicomplexa; Conoidasida; Eucoccidiorida; Cryptosporidiidae. The transcript has a single exon. Bases 1 to 3405 code for a protein of 1134 amino acids. Gene Ontology annotation, molecular function: ATP hydrolysis activity; ATP binding; P-type calcium transporter activity. The record is from RefSeq and is a predicted model, not a curated record. Gene Ontology annotation, cellular component: membrane. Gene Ontology annotation, biological process: intracellular calcium ion homeostasis; calcium ion transmembrane transport.